AUGGCAACGCCAGCCGACCCCCCUUGGAGGGCCGCCUUCCUCUCCGAUGUCGAGCGGAUGGAUUCGCCGACGUUUGUUCUCAGCGCACUCGGCCAAUCCAACGGCGCGCCAUUGUCAUGGUCCUCGUCAUCCUCCCCCCCAAGUCCACGGGAUCAUCCUCCUCGACCCUCCAUCAUGGUCCCGCGUGCGCGUACCGUCGUCUUUCGCGGCAUGUGGGCUUGCCUCCCCGUGAACGGCAAAAACCCAGCCGAGCUCAACGCGGACGUAUUUACGAGCUACCUUCCCACCAUAACCACCGACGUCCGCAUGCAAAAGUCGUCCGAGCUCGUGUCCGGAGACGGUGCCGGCAACCCCGUCGAGGCCGUUUUCUGGGCCGCCGAAGCCAAGAACCAAUGGCGCCUCCGCGGCCGGGCCUACCUUCUCGGCCCGGACAUAGACUCCGAGGCGGCGGCGCCUGUGAGGGCCGCCAUCAAGCCCUACAUGCGGCCGCGCGGUACCGGCGCCGGCACCGACGUCGGCGGACCCUGGAGCUGGAGCAGGGAGUUGACGGCACAUUUUGGCAACCUCAGCCCUUUGAUGCGGGGCACCUUCAAGAACCCGCCUCCCGGCACGCCUCUUGCUUGCAUGGCCGACCAAGGAUUCGGGCUUGGCGCCGAGGUGCACGACCUCGACGACGAGCUAGCGCGCCGGAACUUCCGCGUGGUUGUCAUCGUGCCAGACGAGAUCGACAGGGUCGACCUGUCAGAGCCGGCCAGAGUCCGGAGGUGGAGUUACAGCCGAGAAAGGGCCAGCGAAGACGGCUGGAGAGUGACGGAGCUGUGGCCAUGA
Molecule: messenger RNA, 828 nt
Organism: Drechmeria coniospora
Lineage: Eukaryota; Fungi; Ascomycota; Sordariomycetes; Hypocreales; Ophiocordycipitaceae
Product: zn 2cys6 transcription factor
Exons: 1
Coding region: 1-828 (275 amino acids)
Molecular function (GO): FMN binding
Source: RefSeq, a predicted model, not a curated record